Zasmidium cellare ATCC 36951 is the source of this 1512-nucleotide messenger RNA. RefSeq lists its product as uncharacterized. Gene Ontology annotation, cellular component: membrane. Gene Ontology annotation, biological process: carbohydrate transport; transmembrane transport. Gene Ontology annotation, molecular function: carbohydrate:proton symporter activity. NCBI's taxonomy places the organism in Eukaryota, Fungi, Ascomycota, Dothideomycetes, Mycosphaerellales, Mycosphaerellaceae. The transcript is spliced from 4 exons. The record is from RefSeq and is a predicted model, not a curated record. Bases 1 to 1512 code for a protein of 503 amino acids.
AUGUUACGCGGAAAGCAUGUCGGUCUUCUUCAACUCGUUCUAGUCGUUGCGCCCGCUUUUAUUCUCUUCGGCUACAACCAAAGCAAUGUCGGCGGCCUGCUCUCAGUUCACGACUGGGCACAAACCUUCCCCGAGAUCGAUACGCUUAUGACCAAAGGCGCACAGAAGAAACAUAACAGCACGAUCCAAGGUGUCGUUGUAGCUUCAUUCGUCCUAGGAGCCUUGGUCGGCGCUCUUAGUUGCUCGUGGAUCGGCGACAAGCUUGGAAGACGGAGGACUAUCUUCUUGGGAGCUACGUUGACUCUGCUGGGCGAGGUCCUGGAGUGCAGCUCGUUCCAGCUGGCACAACUCGUCGUCGGUCGGACGAUUUUGGGCUGUGGAGUCGGGGCUCUCAGUGCCGUCGUGCCUGUCUGGCAGUCGGAGACAUCCUCUUCGUCAAAGAGAGGACAGCAUGUCGUCCUCGACGGCCUCUUCAUCUGCAUAGGCUAUGUCUUGCAGGCGUGGAUCAACCUAGGAUUCUACCAGAUCAAGCAUGGACCACUUUCAUGGCGUCUACCUCUGGCGCUGCCGUCCAUCGUGUCGAUCCUGCUUAUGGGCUCCAUCUGGCUGUUCCCAGAAUCACCUCGCUGGCUCGCUGCCAAGGGCCGGACACAAGAAGCUCGACGCAAUUUAGCCAUCUCACGGAACGCCGUCGAAGACGACCCACAAGUUGUCUCUGAGAUGCACGCUAUCGAGCACUCGCUCGAGCUGAAUAGCAAACACGCCUCCCGUCUUCGAGACAUCUUCACCAGCCGCGAGGACAAGCUCUUCUAUCGCUUCAUGCUCUGCAUAGUGCUUCAGUUCUUCCAGCAGAUGACUGGUGGGAAUCUCAUCUCAGUAUACAGCACCGUCAUCUUUCAGCAAGGUCUCCAGCUCGAUAGCCAGACAUCUCGAAUCCUAUCUGGGGGCACCUUGACAUGGAAGUUCGUCUCGUCGUUUGUGGCUUUCUUCACGGUCGAGCGAUUCGGUCGGAGGAAACUUUUCAUGUUCAGUGGCGGCGGCAUGGCACUCUGCAUGAUGGCUUUGGCUACUGCGACAAGUUUCCCCAAGACAAAUCAAUCGGCGCAGAUUGCUUCGGUAUUCUUCGUGUACUUGUUCAACUUCUUCAUCCCGAUUGGUUUCCUAGGCGCCAACUUCCUCUACUGCACAGAAGUCGCUCCUACGCAUCUCCGAGUUAAGAUGGCUUCCAUAUCCACCGCAAACCAUUGGCUUUGGAACUUCGUCGUCACAAUGAUAACCCCUGUCGCGAUUGAGAGCAUUGGCUAUCAAUACUACAUCGUUUUCACCUGUAUCGGCAUCUGUGUCCCGCUGUCAGUUUACUGGUUCUACCCAGAGACGCAGGGCAGAACGCUUGAGGAGAUGGAUGUGUUGUUUCGAGACCAGGGGAGCAUGAGGGCAGUUGUGAGGGCUUCAUGCCCGUUCUCACGGUCUGUGGUAUCAAGAGAUCGAGGAUCCAACGAACUUCUAGUAUGA